AUGGCGACUGAUCUUGCAACGAUCCAUGGUACAGAAAAGGAUAAAGUGAAUUGCAGCUUUUUCUAUAAAGUGGGUGCGUGUCGGCAUGGUGAUGCAUGUAGUCGAAACCAUCAUCGACCGGAAGUUUCACCGACGAUCUUACUAACAAAUAUGUAUGACAAUCCUCUUAGUCACAAAGAAGAGGAAAAGAUGACUGCGGACGAACUCAAAGUUGUUCGGGACGGGUUCAACGUGUUUUACGAAGACGUUUUCAAUGAACUUGCGGAGCGUGGGGAGAUCGAUGAGAUGAUCGUUUGUGCCAACUUGAAUGAGCACAUGUUAGGUAAUGUAUUUGUCCGAUUUCACGACGUCAAGGGCGCUGAGAGUGCCAUGAAAAUAUUAUUAGCAAGGUAUUAUGGUGGGCGGAUGAUUCAACCCAGUUAUUCCCAUGUGACUGAUUUCAGAGACGCUAAAUGUAAACAACAAGAAGCCGGAAAUUGCGAGAGAGGGGGCUUCUGUAAUUUCAUCCACGUACUCGAGCCUAAUCACGCCCUUAAAAGAAAACUCCUUGAAAGACAGCCAUUAAGAAGACAACGGCUUGGUCUUAAGCCAUAUUGA
This is a messenger RNA of Entamoeba invadens IP1, 597 nucleotides long. RefSeq names its product splicing factor U2AF 23 kDa subunit, putative. Gene Ontology annotation, biological process: mRNA splicing, via spliceosome. Gene Ontology annotation, molecular function: metal ion binding; pre-mRNA 3'-splice site binding. The record is from RefSeq and is a predicted model, not a curated record. The transcript has a single exon. Lineage: Eukaryota; Evosea; Mastigamoebida; Endamoebidae. Gene Ontology annotation, cellular component: U2AF complex; spliceosomal complex. Bases 1 to 597 code for a protein of 198 amino acids.